This is a messenger RNA of Colletotrichum abscissum, 3186 nucleotides long. RefSeq names its product histone deacetylase. Gene Ontology annotation, cellular component: nucleus; Rpd3L-Expanded complex. Gene Ontology annotation, molecular function: histone deacetylase activity. Gene Ontology annotation, biological process: negative regulation of transcription by RNA polymerase II. The transcript has 9 exons. The record is from RefSeq and is a predicted model, not a curated record. The coding region runs from base 1 to 3186 and encodes 1061 amino acids. Lineage: Eukaryota; Fungi; Ascomycota; Sordariomycetes; Glomerellales; Glomerellaceae.
AUGGCCGACAAUGAAUCCCAUGAAAUCAGAACCGAGUCGAAUGGCCCUCUUGUGAAUGGUAUUGCCAUUGGCUUUGUUAUUGCUUCGGCCGCGGUCCUUUCUCUUCGACUCUAUACUCGCUUGGUUCUCCUAAAAACGGCUGGAAAGGAUGAUUGGACCAUGUUGAUUGCCAUGCUGUUUGCUCUUGUGGUUGGAGUAGGCACAGUCUUCGAAGUGAAAUAUGGUAUGGGUAGACAUGCUGAAAAUGUUUCGGCAGAGGAGACCAUGGAGCAAUUGAAGUAUCUUCUCAUCGUCAUUCUCCAUUACAACAUGGGAAUGAACGUCGUCAAGGUUUCAUUCUUGCUCCAGUAUCGGCGUGUGUUUGUGUCGAAAGUAGUUCAGAGAGUCUGCUUCUGGGCAAUGGUAUACGUGGUGAUAUGGGCGUGCAUCCAGGCCACUCUCCUUGGGCUUUCUUGCCUGCCUAUCGCUAUUAUCGUGCCUAGCACCGCCGAAUUUUGCCUCGAUACGCUACCUAUUUGGUACUUUUCAUCUGCUAUGAGUCUAGCGACGGACUUCAUGAUCUUCUGCAUUCCUUUGCCUUCCGUUCUCCGGCUUCAACUUCCAAAAAAGCAAAAGGCUAUGUUGUUUGGUAUUUUCUGUCUUGGCUUCUUCGUCUGCAUCAUCUCAGUCUAUCGCAUGUUCACCCUCCGCACAGCCGUCUCAAGCAACGACCCGCCAUGGGAAAAUAUCGGCGCCGCAAUCUGGUCCGCCAUCGAGCUCAAUACUUCCAUCAUAUGCGCCUCUCUGCCGACUAUCCGACCCCUUCUAUCCAAGUGGCUUCCCGGUGCGGGACUAUCAUCUGCCCAUAACAAAACCAGUGCGUACAAUCGAUACGGCUCCUCCUCAGGCAUGGGACGCGGAACCUUCAAGGAGCUUAAGAGUGGACAACGAGAAGUCAGCACUGAAGAGCUCGUGCUCAAUGAUAUGAACGCCAGUCAGUCAAGCAGCAUGCCUUCGGUAUACGCACACGUCACAGCCGACCCAGAGAUGGGUCACAGGGAUCGAAAAAAUAAGGGAAGUCAUCAAAACCAAAUCAUGGUGACCACCGAGACCAUGAUCAAGGAAGCCGACGAGAUUACUAUCGCGAACAGAUCGCCGACCGACGCCAUGUCACAACUUGGUUCGGUGGCCUUGGCCAAUGGCUCCGCGACGCCAAAGAAAGUCGCCUACUUCUACGAUUCCGACAUUGGUAAUUAUGCCUAUGUUACCGGUCACCCCAUGAAGCCCCAUCGCAUACGCCUCGCACACAGCUUGAUCAUGCACUACGAUUUGUUCAAAAACAUGGAGAUAUAUCGCGCGAAACCUGCGACAAGGGGAGAGAUGACCCAGUUCCACACAGACGAGUACAUCGACUUCCUCCAGAAGGUAACUCCUGACAACAUGGACGCCUAUCAAAAGGAACAGGGCAAAUACAAUGUCGGAGAUGAUUGUCCCGUAUUUGACGGCCUAUUUGAGUUCUGCGGCAUCAGCGCUGGCGGUAGCAUGGAGGGUGCUGCCCGUCUCAAUCGUCAAAAGUGCGAUAUUGCAGUCAACUGGGCCGGUGGUCUUCAUCACGCCAAGAAGAGCGAGGCCAGUGGCUUCUGCUACGUGAACGACAUUGUCCUCGGCAUUCUCGAAUUGCUGCGUUUCAAGAAGCGCGUCCUCUACAUCGAUAUCGACGUUCACCAUGGCGACGGUGUUGAAGAAGCAUUCUAUACUACCGACCGAGUCAUGACCGUUUCCUUCCACAAAUACGGCGAGUACUUCCCUGGCACUGGUGAGCUGCGCGACAUUGGUAUCGGCACCGGCAAGCACUACGCUGUCAACUUUCCUCUCCGCGAUGGUAUCGACGACACCUCUUACAAGUCAAUUUUCGAGCCAGUCAUUGAGCACGUCAUGAAAUUCUAUCAACCCGAAGCCGUUGUACUUCAGUGUGGUGGCGACAGUUUGUCCGGCGAUCGCUUGGGCUGCUUCAACCUUAGUAUGGAGGGCCACGCCAACUGUGUUGGGUACGUCAAAAGCUUCGGCUUGCCGACCUUGGUCUUGGGUGGUGGUGGAUACACCAUGCGCAACGUCGCUCGCACAUGGGCGUUUGAGACUGGUGUUCUCGUUGGCAAGCAUCUUCCCAAGACGCUUCCUUACAACGAAUACUACGAAUACUAUGCUCCCGACUUUGAACUGAACGUCCGCCCAUCGAACAUGGAGAACUCCAACAGCUUCGAGUAUCUGGAGAAGAUCAAGGCCGCUGUCAUCGACAACCUGAGACAUACCCAGCCUGCCCCCUCCGUACAGAUGCAAGAUGUGCCUCGCCAACCCUUUGGUGGCAUGACGGACGAGGAGGAAGCGGAGCUAAACGAUAUGGACGAAGACGAGAAUGCCGACGACCGAAUGACACAGCGCCGAUGGGACCAGCGCACCCGCAACGAAGCCGAGUUCGAGGACAGCGAUGACGAAGAUAUGGAUCAGGCAAACGGCAUGACGCGCCCUCGGAAUGCCAAGAAGCGCACCUUCGGUGACUACCGACAGGCUGAAGGCGAGGUCGACAGUGGAGCGCCCUCACCCGUGAAUGGUGCUCCCGAGGGUGAAGAAGCCCCCAACGCCGAGCCGAUUGUGGAUGGCGACAUUACUCUCGAGAACCCCGCCGAACCCGAAGACACAUCCGACAAGUCAGUCCCGGAGAAGGAGGCCGCUCCCGAAGCCUCGAAGGGGGAUGCCGUCGAUGAGGAUGGUGAUGUUGGCAUGGAAGAGGGAGCGGAUGUCGAGGGGGGAACAACCACAAUCAAGAAGGAGGAAGUCGAGGCAGAACCCGUCCCGGUAGCCGAGAAGGAAGAAAAGACGGAGAAGACACCUUCACGCCAGCCUUCCGCCGAUCCUGCAACUCAGCCGCCCGUCGCAGAAACGACAGAGACAACCAAAGCCACCGAGGCUGCCAAGGAACCUGUCAAGGAAACAGAGACGGCGGUGGCGAGCAAAGAGACUGAGGCUACUGAGGCUAACGAGUCCAAGCCCGAGGUCGCAGCCGAAGAACCAGCUGCUGAAGCCAAAGCAACUACCCCUGAAAAAGAAAAGGACACUACCGAGAAAGCAGAGGCCAAGGCCGCUGAGCCCGAGGUAGACAAGAUGGACGUUGACGAAAAGCCGGCCGAGGAGGAAGCCAAAAAGGAAUAG